AUGGAAUUUAUAGAGCUUAUCCUUAUAAAUAAGUUAGACGGAGUGAUAUUACGAUAUCCUCAUCAUGAUAACGUAGAUGGGACAGUGUGUAUAACUGGUCACCACCUCAUAUUAAGUUCAAGAAAAGAAGGUGUUCGCGAACUAUGGCUCUUGCACAGAAACAUAAACAGUAUCGAAAAAAAGGAGAACAAAUUGAGUGGUGGAGUCGUGCAAGGUGGUUUUCUGUAUUUAAAAUGUAAAGAUCUGAGAAUAUUCCAACUGGAUAUCAAUAACACCACAGAGUUAUCCUUGCUAGCUCAGACAUUGGAGAAUUUGUCAAGUAUACAGGACCCUACACUUUUCUACCCCUUCUUUUACAGGCAUAUGCAUCCCAUAAUGGAAAAUGGUUAUACUCUAUACAGUAUUGAAGGAGAAUUCACAAAAGUGAUAGCCACAGAGGAAUGGCGUAUAUCUAGAGUGAAUCAAAACUACACAGUCUGUCAAAGUUAUCCAAAAGCUGUGGUUGUACCAAAGUGUAUAGACGAUGAGACAUUGGCUGCGGCCGCCACAUUCAGACAGGGAGGACGCUUCCCUGUGCUCUCGUACAGACAUAACAAUGGUGCUGUUUUACUUCGAGCUGGUCAACCUCUAUAUGGUCCAAAACAUCGUAGGUGUCGUCCCGACGAGCAGAUUUUAAAUUCAAUAGUUAAUGUUGGUAUGAAGGGUGUCAUAUAUGAUCUCAGAAGCUCCAAUAUGAUCUCGCAACAGCAAAAUAAAGGUGGAGGCAGUGAGAGUCCAUCAAACUAUUCUCAAUGGAAAAUAUAUAACAGACCAAUGGAUGAAGUUGACAAUCAACAACCGCUGCUGGAGAGCUUCUCAAAACUGAUUGAAACUUGCAUAGAUCGUGAGAUAUCAUGCGACAAGUGGCUGUCUCGUCUAGAAUCUUGUGGGUGGCCGGAGUCAGUCAGAAACUCUCUACACACAGCAUGUAUCAUUGCACAACAUAUUCACCAGAGAUCUGAGCCAGUUUUGGUGCAUGGUACUAAAGGUGAAGAUGCUACCUUACUUGUAUGUUCCUUAGUACAAAUCAUCCUCAAUCCAGACAGUCGGACUAUCAGAGGACUGCAGGCUUUAAUCGACCGUGAAUGGCUGCAAGGCGGUCAUCCCUUCCAGAGCCGCGUCACUUCCGGUCCGUAUUCCUCCCGGCCCCGCGCCGCACCCACCUUCACCCUCUUCCUGGACUGCGUGAGGCAGUUCCUGGAGCAGUUUCCAUGCAGCUUCGAGUACCGACAGUGCUUCCUUAUAACGCUAUUCGAGCACGCCUAUGCCAGUCAGUUUGGUACGUUCCUAUGUGACAGUGACCGAGAGCGAUCCACCCUAGGCGUUUAUGAUCAAACGACCAGUUUAUGGUCGUGGAUGAAUCAGCCUGAAGAGUUAGCUGUUUAUAUCAACCCCUUGUAUGACCCCACGCAUGACGUCAUCUGGCCGUCUGUGGCGCCCAUGAGCUAUGUUAUAUGGGAAGAGCUCUAUUUACGCUGGUUGGUGAAACAGCGUACAGAGGAAAAGGAGGAACAGUACAGAGUAAUUCGAACCAGAGAGCAAGCGUUAAGGGCUCAGGCCCAACAAUUACGUCGAGAACUGAAUGAUCUUGCUCAGCAGUAUUAUUCUCAAGAUAAGUGA
Molecule: messenger RNA, 1659 nt
Organism: Danaus chrysippus (African queen)
Lineage: Eukaryota; Metazoa; Arthropoda; Insecta; Lepidoptera; Nymphalidae
Source: the annotation of a GenBank genome assembly